Spodoptera frugiperda (fall armyworm) is the source of this 3675-nucleotide messenger RNA. RefSeq names its product gamma-interferon-inducible lysosomal thiol reductase. The transcript is spliced from 4 exons. Gene Ontology annotation, molecular function: oxidoreductase activity, acting on a sulfur group of donors, disulfide as acceptor. Lineage: Eukaryota; Metazoa; Arthropoda; Insecta; Lepidoptera; Noctuidae. The coding region runs from base 273 to 977 and encodes 234 amino acids. The record is from RefSeq and is a predicted model, not a curated record.
UUUCGUUCAUUUCAUUCCUUGAAAGGUGUUUACUACAUAGCAUUGUGCGUGUAGUAUAUAAAAUUAUUUAAAAAUGAAUUUAAUUUAAAUAUUAUUAAAAUUAGUAUAGAUUUCAUAAAAUAGUUAGAUUCAAGUAAAAUAUCUUGUGUAACGAGGCUGAGUAUAGACACGUUAGUGAUAACAUCUGCGUAUGUUGAGUCGUUCUAAACAGAGUGGCUGUGUAUAUUAUUCGCUAAAUAUUGGAUGGGAUUAAUUAAGUUAUAUCAGUCAAAAUGGCAUUUUAUUCUUGCAAUAGAUACAGAUUAAUAGUUUUGUUACUCUUGGUUUUGAUUAUGUGGCAGUUCUUCAGACUUUUGCCUGAUAAACCUGUUACACAAAUUUCGGAGGCUGGCAUAGUGGAGUUGGAGGAUGACAAAUACAAUAAGCACAAACAAGAUAAAGUAAAAGUGAGGGUUUACUAUGAAGCUCUCUGCCCUGACUCCAAACAUUUCUUUGUGAGACAUUUGGGCCCAGUGACUGAGAAACUGUCCGAAUUCUUAGAUGUAACUCUAGUACCCUACGGCAAAGCUACUACCAAAGAAGAGAAUGGAAAGUAUUUUUUUCAAUGUCAGCAUGGUGAAGAGGAGUGCUAUGCGAAUAGAAUCCAUGCAUGUGCAAUAGAGGCUGUGGCGAACAUGACAACUUCUGUCAAGAUAACAGAAUGCAUGAUCAAUGAUAAUAUGGACGCUGAUGGCGCUCUUGCUAGGUGUGCAAAGGAGAUGAAGAUUGAACCUGAUCCAAUCAGCUACUGUGCAAAGAAUGACCACGGAUUCGCUCUCUUGAAGAAACAUGGUGAUGAUACUCAUAUACUGAAACCUACAUUUAUCCCAACAAUAACACUCAAUGGAUCAAGAGACAACCAACCAAAUAUAUUGAAAAACUUCCUAUUAGAAGUAUGCAAAUUGAUUGAUAUGCCACUACCGCCUCCUUGCUUGUGACAAAAUAAAUUCUAUCGGCCAAACAUGCACAAUAUUCUACAACACUUUGAAUAAGAAAAAUCAUUUUGUCAAUUAAAGCUCAAAUGCAAAUUGCUCAUACUACUUCAUGCGAUUUUUCAUUCUUGACCUUGCAGUUGAAUGCAGUGUAACUAAUUUACAAUUAUGCUUAAAUUGGUCAUACUUUUAUCCAAUUUGUUUUAUAAUUUUGUUAUAAUAUACUGAAUGAAGCAAUUACUGUAUACUUUAAGUAAUACUCUCUAAUCUACUUGGUAUUUUAUUGAUAAAAACUUUACAAUGGGUGUAUUAUGGGAACUAAAAAAGGCUAUUGAAGUAUUAAAAUUUGAAAAAAAUAUAUAUAAGAAAAUGUUGGUGAUAUGUUUUAAAUAUAUUUUUGUUUGGUUUGUAAUUACCUAUGUUAAGUAAGCUUUAAUGGGUUGUGUUUCCUAAACCUAGUGAGUCAAUGAACAAGUUAAUAUUAAUUUAAGCAUUUAAAAUGUUUUAAUCCUGGUUGUUACUGCAUUUAGUGAUAACUAUAUCAAGCUGUUGUAUUUUUGUACCUUUUUAUUUACUUAUUUUUCUACUUACAUUUUAUGAGUUAGUCAGUUGUUAGAAAGUCUUGAUAAUAAACCAGUAACUAUAUUAAUAAUUAAAUAACAUAUUAUGUAAACUUGUGAAAAUAAACUGUCAAACUCAGAGACAUUUAAUGGCUAUAACUAUUCCUUAGUAACGAUUUUGUUUGAUAUACAAUUGCUUAUGACUGGGUUAAGUAAUCAUUUAAUGACUCUGAGUAUGGUGGGUAGUCAGUUGGUAGAAAGUCUUGAUAAUAAACCAGUAUAUAAAUAAUGAAUUACGUAUUAUGUAAACUUGUGAAAAUGAUAUUUGAUGCAUUAGGACUAAGGAUUGUCCACACUGCAAAAGCUGGCAAUAUAAUAUGUAUAAUACUUAAUUGUUUUUAUAAAAAGUUAUGUUGCAAUGAUAAUUUAAUUUGUAAUUAACCAAUUAGUAUUGUCUUUAGUAAACCUAUAUAUGACGUGAUGCUAAUUAAUUUGUAGUAAAUAUUAUAUUAUCAGUAUCAUAGGUUAUGUAAACAUGGUUUGUGUUUUAAAACAUGAAUCAUUUAAACAUGUUUAUUGAUAAACUCACGUAACAUCUGAAUAGUUGGUUAAAUCUGAAUAUUUUUUUACAUGCCUAUAAUGUUAUAUUUAUCUUUUAAUCUUUUGCAAAAGUUAAACAAAUAAUAUUUUUUUCCUUUGUCUUUAUAUUAUAAGUCUGGUAAAGAACUGAAAGCAAAAUUCCAAAAUUAUUAUUUAAAUGUUUGGUAUCUCAAUGGAAAAGACUAUGUAGACGGAAGUAUUAAAGUUUUAUGCAUUACAGUUGUGUCUAUAUUAUACGUAGAUGGACACAAUCGUGUGUGUAAGUAAAUUAUGAGGCUAAUGUAUAAUAAUUUUAUCUGUUGAAUUAACAAUUGUAUAAACUUGAAGAACAUAAUAAUAUGUAUUUCGUGAAACAUAAUGUAUUUGUGUAUGAGAAAUAUAAAGUCGUGUUUUCCAUCCAUGAACAAUGGUUGGUAACACUUUUUAUUUUUUGUUCUUUUUUUAUUAUUUUGCCAAGUAACAUCGAAUUUUUGCCAAAUAUGUGUUAACAAUUUUACGCUAUAUUUUCGAUAAAAACUAAGAUUUAAUUUUAUUGAGCAUUAUACCUUUUUAUUUAAAUGGCGCGUUUAAUAAGUAAAAAAUAAUAAUAUAUGUAAUAAUAAUUACAAUAAUUUAAUCUGUACUUAUAUUAAAAUAAUAGAGUUCCCUAGUUCAAAACUGUAUAUUGUUUUGCUUUAUUUGUUGUUCAUAAGCGCUUAUAAUAUCAAUACCUAUUUUAAUAUCUUUUUUUGUUAAAUUCGUCGUUAGUGCCAAUUAAACUUUGUACUGUUUUGUAAUUGGUAAAAUAUUAGAACUAAGAUUGUUUAAUUUUAAUUAAUAAUAAUAUAGUAAUACAUACUUCAUAGUGUGUAAUAUUCGUAGGUAUGUGUUAUUGGUUGUAGUAACUAAAACGUAAAAUUGACCGAACUAUAUUCAUUUACAUUACUUAUCAUUAAGACAUUACAUUGUACUGUUGAAUAACAUAAAUACGUAUAUCGUUAAUAAAUUAAAUGUAUGAAAUAAAGGUCUUGAUAACUCGAUAAUCGACUUAUCUUUGAAAGAUAUAAAUCAAAUAAUGUAUUAAUGAAAUACUAAGGUAUAUCUACGUAAUGUCACUUUGUCUUAUAAUUAUUUAAUAUUUUUAGUUGGCCAUUGCCCUGCAGAGGUAUGAUGGCUAAAAAAAUAUUAUUUGGUUUCUAUGCAUCAAAUAUCCAUUCGUACAGAAUCCGUGUUUCAGCAAUUUUAAAUUAAACGAUCGUAUUUAUUGAUAAAAAUAACAAUAGUUGUAGUAAUUGUGUGGUCUCGCCCCUAUAAUAAAUACUUAUACAUCUAUAAUAGUAAACAUAUAAUACCCGUGUAUUCAUGUACCUACCCAAAGUUGUAUGUGUAAAGAAAUAAAUAAAAAUGUGCAUUUACUUAUCUUGCCGUCAACUUUCCAAUAGCGGUUGUUAAUUAACGUAUAUAGUUAUCUAAUUUUUAUAUUUUCUUUUUGAUGAAACGGGUACCAAUUAGGACCAGUGUGAUGUCAUGUGAAUUAUUACUUAUAUAAAAUUAAAAUGCACUGA